This is a messenger RNA of Exophiala viscosa, 1656 nucleotides long. RefSeq names its product Mss4-like protein. Bases 325 to 1200 code for a protein of 291 amino acids. The transcript has 2 exons. Lineage: Eukaryota; Fungi; Ascomycota; Eurotiomycetes; Chaetothyriales; Herpotrichiellaceae. Gene Ontology annotation, molecular function: carbon-sulfur lyase activity. The record is from RefSeq and is a predicted model, not a curated record.
AAUUGAAAGUGGAAGUGAAAGCAGUUGGACAUCCGCGACAAUGACGCUGACGUUGGCCAAAUGGUAGGGUCAUUGCCCGCCCGACAUGGCAUGGUCUCGCGUGUCACGCAAUUGCCCUUGAGGAAGUCUGUCUCCUUUGAGAUCUGCCCAUCGUAAUGUGACGUUUGGAGCAGCAUCAUCGGGGAAUAGAUCCGCUGCCAUAUAUUGAUUGACUUGUUGACCACCACAAAAUGACCACUGCAUAAUUCACCUUGCGGCUCAGAACACCCUCAACUUUUCGGUGUUAGUAGCUUCACCUCCUCAUCACGCCUCCGGCUCCGUCUCAUGAAUUCCAAACAAUCUCUGACUCUACUAUUAAAAUCCACGCGACACUUCAGACCUCGCACCUGCUUCACAACACCCACGUACCGCACACUUCACUCUUGCAAGCCUCCAUCCCUCGACCCCAAACCUGUCCAGAAGUUCGCCUGCCAGAAAAGACACGCUUCAGACUCAUCAGACAUGUCAAAAAACCAGGAGGAUCAUCAGCACCAGGCCGGCGAUACCACACACAGAGAGGAAGAUCAAUGGAAGUUCCGAGAACCAUACCGCAUUCAGGAGGAGAAAGCUGGUGAUUUUGACGUCAAAUGGGAAGGACAAUGUCACUGCGGUAAAGUUCAGUAUCAACUAAGCAGAGACAAGCCCCUUGCUGCCAAAUACUGCCAUUGCACAACUUGUCAAAGACUACAUGGUGCACCCUUCCAAUGGGCAGCUAUCUUCCACAAGUCCGACAUCAACUUCACCCACGGUCACCAUGACCUCGGCUGGUAUGAUCCUACCAAUAAAGACACCUCCCAUCACCUCCCUUGCAAAGUUUCCUGCUCUUUUUGCCGUUCUCCAAUCAUGGACGAAGGUCGAAACAUGAUCCUCCUGUUUCCCCCAUUGAUCAAGAAAAUCAAUACGAAAGAAGGAAGGCAGGCGUUCAAGCCUACUUGUCACAUGUUCUACCCCCAACGAGUGGCCGAGUUCCGUGGUGAUGGCAUCGUCAAAUGGGCGGGUAUCGACAACAACAGCGAUCUUAUAGACGACGACGAGAACGUGCUAGUAAAGCAUGACAAGGACAUGAAGGAGGGCGACAUGGAUGAGAAGAAGCGCAAGCACCUCGAAUUCCACGAGAAAGAGGGUGGUGAAGAAGUGAAGAAAGUCAAGGAUUCGCAGUGAACCACCGCUGUCGCCGAAACGCAGUUUAGAGAACGUAUUGGCUAGACAUCUAUGACAGUUAUGCAUGGCACUGCUCCAAGAAGAGUCGUCUGGGUGAGGUAAAGUGCUGCAAUGUGUAGCCGCCAGCAUUGGAUGUGGGGCAUCGUUUGUGUAUCCCGCGAUGUACUGAGGUGUCCACAAAUAUGUAUGACUAGAAUCGGUCUGAUUUGCAGCAGCAUACCUGUACAGCCCAUGUCUGUUGGGGACUAAUAUAUCAUACCUCGUUCAGCACACCCAAAUUGAAGAUGUUGUACCAUGGCAUCGAAAGACGUUGACCUAUCACAAGUCUACCUAACUGUAGCAAAGCAGGGCUUUGACAUGCUCGAGUAUUUCUGGUCAUGUUGCUGAGAAUAACAUGGGUUGCCAGAGCCUCCGCCAAUAAUGUCGAGCUCAGUAAUGAGAUUGUACUGUUGCACG